GCGCAGAUUUUAAACCUACCGGUUUGUUUUCACGUCAGUCUCCGUUUAUUUCAUUCGGACUUUACCACCGCGCCAUGUUUUUAAUUCUCAGCAACACCUGCUGAGGUAUUUUAGCGGUGUUUCUUUUUUAUCGAGAGACUCAACGUUUAGCAGAAAAAUGGCGGACUGGAAGAAUCAGACAACUUACAACUAUAACCACUCUUACCACGCGUAUGCCUACGGCGUCGUGUAUACGCCCGAACAGAACUCCGGCUGGAGCCAGAGCGCCCCUACGGAUUUCAGCUAUAAUUCCGGGACAGCACAGGCCUGCUACACCGCCAGCAACGCCGUUCAGACCGAGGAGGGGUCCCCGGGGGUCAGCUCCGGUUCUUACACCGUGAACGGGCAGCGCUAUCAGGGUUCGGGUCUUGUCUACGUCGGUAAUCCCCAGACAGGUCACCUGCUGCUGGCAGCUAGACCCUACCGGACUGCUGCCCUUGAAGCUUGGGGUAACCAGGCGGAACGGGCCAGGCAGGACUCUGUCAGCGACUCGGAGGCGCACACCUCACCCAAUUAUUGGAGCUCUGGCAGCAGCCGUGAAGUUGGCUUUCCCCAGACGGACCCGUCUCUGUGGAUGCAGAGAGCUGUUGCAGGAGGCAGCGAGGAUGUUUCCAGCUCUCUCAUGGAUGAGCCCCAGACUUUUUCCACUUCUGAGAACAUGAGCACCAAUGAUCCAACUCGUCUUGCUGCACCCCAAACUGACUUGAACUGUCCUCAAAGCCCCGCUGCAAAUAAACCUACAUCAAAGGUUCGCGUUGCCUUCUCAGGGGCUCAGAUGAAUGCUCUUAGUCAGCGCUUCAAAAUUCAGAAGUACCUCACUCCUAAAGAGAUGAAGGACUUGGCAGAAAAGAUUAAUCUGACCUACAAACAGGUGAAAACCUGGUUUCAGAACCGUAGGAUGAAGCUCCGGAGACUUCAGAAGGAUAACAACUGGCAGUUGGAGUUUUCUGGCCAAAAUAGAGAUGGAUCGGUGUAUGCACCUACAUUCUCCAGCAUGCCCUCUCCUUAUUCAGACGAAGGAUGUCCUCCACUCAGGCAGCAUUGCAACCAGCACGCGCUGAAGGCCUACUACCUGGCAGCUGGAUCUGCUGGUUACCCACCCUGGUCUGUUAACUUGCCUCAGGCUGCCAUACCUCAUGUGAACAGGCGGUCUGGGGCACCUGCCAGCAGCCACCUGGAGCCGAAUCUCUAUGCAUUCAGCUCUGUGCGCAAUGAGAGUAAGGAUGGAGAGCCGAGAAACCGCCAAGGCCCCCCCUUGUUGUACGCCAACCAAUAGCUGCCUUGUUAGCCGAGGUUUUGUCCUCAGGCGACGUGCACGUGUUCCUUGUACUUUCAAAUGUUCAAAAGCAUUUCUUCCAUUUUUAAACUGCUUGGUGUUUUGUGACAGCAACAGGAUUAAUUUUGCUUUGCAGUUUUGUAACGAGUGCGUAAAACACUUUCCAGUGUAUUUUUUUAAAAAUACAUGUGUUCAAUUUGAAAA
Nothobranchius furzeri (turquoise killifish) is the source of this 1519-nucleotide messenger RNA. It is a transcript of the gene nanog, whose product is annotated as nanog homeobox. Gene Ontology annotation, cellular component: nucleus. Gene Ontology annotation, biological process: regulation of transcription by RNA polymerase II; cell differentiation. Gene Ontology annotation, molecular function: RNA polymerase II cis-regulatory region sequence-specific DNA binding; DNA-binding transcription factor activity, RNA polymerase II-specific. The record is from RefSeq and is a predicted model, not a curated record. NCBI's taxonomy places the organism in Eukaryota, Metazoa, Chordata, Actinopteri, Cyprinodontiformes, Nothobranchiidae.